Messenger RNA from Penicillium arizonense, 1257 nucleotides. Its product is annotated as arginyltransferase. The record is from RefSeq and is a predicted model, not a curated record. Gene Ontology annotation, biological process: protein arginylation. The transcript is spliced from 9 exons. The coding region runs from base 1 to 1257 and encodes 418 amino acids. NCBI's taxonomy places the organism in Eukaryota, Fungi, Ascomycota, Eurotiomycetes, Eurotiales, Aspergillaceae. Gene Ontology annotation, molecular function: arginyl-tRNA--protein transferase activity. Gene Ontology annotation, cellular component: cytoplasm.
AUGCAACCAGUUGACGCCGAACGCGCGCGAGAAUUGUCGCUAUUCCGCCCACUAGGUUACCAAAGGAACUCGUGUGGUUACUGCAAGUCCGACAAUGGAAGUGCAUCGUACUACACCAGUUCCACAUCGGGUUCUCUUUACUACAAACAGAACCUGCAGCGGUCGUGUUGUCCUCAUUACACCCUGAGACUUGAGGCUUCCGAAUAUCGGCCCCGCCGCGAUCAGCGGAAGGCAAUCAACCGAUGGAACAAAUUCAUUCUGGGCCCAGAGUAUAUGCGCAAGGCAGCCCGGCUCUGCCCGCGCACUCGCGAGGAGAAAAAGCACCGCAAAUGCAACUUCGAUGUGGUGACUGCCGUCCACGAGUCGGAGUACAGCAAUGUCAAGCGGCCCGUGGAUCCUGCUACCAAGCGUCCACUAGAACCAGCGCAUCGCUUCGAAGUUAACAUCGAAGGCGACUCUGUGUCUCAGGCAAAGUUCGAGCUGUUCCGAAAGUACCAGACGGCCAUCCAUAAAGAGGAUGUAUCUCGAUGGAAGCCGAAGGACUUUCAGCGAUUCCUCUGCUCAGGUCUUCAGCGAUCGCCUGCCUCAGCACAGAACAGCUCCGAAAAGAAAAUCGGCUCCUGGCACCAAUGCUAUCGUCUCGAUGGAGAGCUAGUCGCAGUCGCGGUCCUGGACUUGGUUCCAAACGGCGUCAGCUCCGUCUACGUCUUCUACGACCCAGCAUAUGAGCAAUGGGAAUUCGGAAAGCUGAGCGCGAUGCGCGAAAUUGCCUUCUCGCUCGAGAACGAUUACCGCUACUACUACAUGGGGUACUACAUUCAUUCCUGCCAGAAGAUGCGCUACAAGGCCAACUUCCGACCCCAGUACAUCCUCGACCCUGAAACCAAUACCUGGGAUCCGCUUGAUGGCGAGUUGACCGAGAAACUUAAUUCUCGUCCUUAUGUUUCCAUGUCUCGGGAUCGUGCUUCUACCCCUGGAAUCCCGGCACCUGCGCCUGAGCCCCUUGAAGAUGAAGAGCAGAUGUCUCUCUUUGAUGUCCAUAUGCCUGGUGUCAUGACCGCGCCGGAAGUGGAAGCAAUGGAUCUGGGUAAAUGGCUGUUGGUGGUUAAGCAGCACUUUGUCCAUAUGGAGGAUCUGGUCGACUGGGAAAAAACAACCAUCACUUCGCCUAUGUCUAUAAAGGGCAUGGUUGCUGAAUUGGCUGCGGUCUUGGGUCCUAACAUUGUGAAGAACAGCGCAGUGGACUUGUUCAGUUGA